Messenger RNA from Meleagris gallopavo (turkey), 475 nucleotides. The record is from RefSeq and is a predicted model, not a curated record. NCBI's taxonomy places the organism in Eukaryota, Metazoa, Chordata, Aves, Galliformes, Phasianidae.
CCUUUCUUGGCACUGAUGUUGCAGCCCAUCAACCUCAUCUUCCGCUACCUGCAGAACAGGUCCAGGAUCCAGGUGUGGCUUUAUGAGCAGGUGAACAUGCGGAUAGAAGGCUGCAUCAUUGGCUUUGAUGAAUAUAUGAACUUGGUGCUGGAUGAUGCGGAGGAGAUUCACUCCAAAACAAAAUCAAGGAAGCAAUUGGGUCGGAUCAUGUUAAAAGGGGACAAUAUCACUCUUUUACAAAGUGUUUCUAACUAGAAGUCGCUGUUCUUAGAGCAGUGAUUGCAGUUCAGAGUGGUUUGAGUGAAUGAAGAAAGUUCUGGUGGGAGCCUGGCCUGCUGGUAGAUAGAAAGUUACGUGUAACUGGCAUUGCAUGCUGAGCUAAAAGUCUCCUCCUUUUGUGGGAGUAAUUUUUUUUGUAGUUUGAAACAAUACAGGAUGUAUUUCCCAAAUAAACAUUUUUCACAUUGACUGUAAA